This is a messenger RNA of Carlito syrichta (Philippine tarsier), 4493 nucleotides long. It is a transcript of the gene OGA, whose product is annotated as meningioma expressed antigen 5 (hyaluronidase). The record is from RefSeq and is a predicted model, not a curated record. Lineage: Eukaryota; Metazoa; Chordata; Mammalia; Primates; Tarsiidae. The transcript has 13 exons. Gene Ontology annotation, molecular function: beta-N-acetylglucosaminidase activity. Bases 119 to 2512 code for a protein of 797 amino acids. Gene Ontology annotation, biological process: glycoprotein metabolic process.
GGAUACUUUUCCGUUGUUAUAAGUUGGGAGAAAUGACAUCUUCAGUUGAAAAGUGAAGGGUCUUCUAGUUUUUUCUACUGCUUUGUGAAAACAUGUGCUCUGUUCUUUAGAGCAACUUAUGACUCUCAUCUCUGCUGCUCGAGAAUAUGAGAUAGAGUUUAUCUAUGCUAUCUCUCCUGGAUUGGAUAUCACCUUCUCUAACCCCAAGGAAGUGUCUACGUUAAAACGCAAACUGGACCAGGUUUCUCAGUUUGGGUGCAGGUCAUUUGCUUUGCUUUUUGAUGAUAUUGACCAUAAUAUGUGUGCAGCAGACAAAGAGGUGUUCAGUUCUUUUGCUCAUGCCCAGGUCUCCAUCACAAAUGAAAUCUAUCAGUACCUGGGAGAGCCAGAAACAUUCCUCUUCUGUCCCACAGAAUAUUGUGGCACUUUCUGUUAUCCAAAUGUAUCUCAGUCUCCUUAUUUAAGGACUGUGGGUGAAAAGCUUCUACCUGGAAUUGAGGUGCUUUGGACCGGUCCCAAAGUUGUUUCUAAAGAAAUUCCAGUAGAGUCCAUUGAAGAGGUUUCUAAGAUUAUCAAGAGAGCUCCAGUAAUCUGGGAUAACAUUCAUGCCAAUGAUUAUGAUCAGAAGAGAUUAUUUUUGGGCCCGUAUAAAGGCAGAUCCACAGAACUCAUUCCACGCUUAAAAGGAGUCCUGACGAAUCCAAAUUGUGAAUUUGAAGCCAACUAUGUUGCUAUCCACACCCUCGCCACUUGGUAUAAAUCGAACAUGAAUGGAGUGAGAAAAGAUGUAGUAAUGACUGACAGUGAAGACAGUACUGUGUCCAUCCAGAUAAAGUUAGAGAAUGAAGGCAGUGAUGAGGACAUUGAAACAGACGUCCUCUACAGUCCUCAGACUGCUCUGAAGCUGGCUCUGACGGAGUGGCUGCAGGAGUUUGCCGUCCCUCAUCAGUACAGCAGCCGGCAGGUGGCACACAGUGGUGCGAAAGCAAGUGUCGUCGACGGGGCUCCGCUAGUUGCAGCACCCUCUUUAAAUGCCACAACUGUGGUCACAACCGUUUACCAGGAGCCCAUUAUGAGCCAGGGGGCAGCCUUGAGUGGUGAGCCCACAGCUCUUGCCAAGGAGGAAGAAAAGAAGCAGUCUGAUGAAGAACCCAUGGACAUGGUAGUGGAGAAACAAGAAGAAACAGACCACAAGAAUGACAAUCACAUACUGAGUGAGAUUGUUGAAGCUAAAAUGGCAGAGGAGCUGAAGCCCAUGGACACUGACAAAGAGAGCAUAGCUGAGUCCAAGUCCCCAGAGAUGUCAAUGCAGGAAGAUGGCAUUGGUGACAUUGCCCCCAUGCAGACUGAUGAGCAGACGGGCAGGGAGCCGUUUGUGCCGGGCCCGGGUGAAAAGCCCUUGUACGCCGCAGAGCCGGUGACCCUGGAGGAUUUGCAGCUGCUUGCUGAUCUGUUUUACCUUCCCUACGAGCACGGGCCCAAAGGAGCACAGAUGCUGCGGGAGUUCCAGUGGCUUCGCGCGAACAGCAGUGUUGUCAGUGUCAACUGCAAAGGAAAAGACUCUGAAAAGAUCGAAGAAUGGCGGUCUCGAGCAGCCAAGUUUGAAGAGAUGUGUGGCCUGGUGAUGGGCAUGUUCACCCGGCUCUCCAACUGUGCCAACAGGACGAUCCUUUAUGACAUGUACUCCUAUGUGUGGGAUAUCAAGAGUAUAAUGUCUAUGGUGAAGUCUUUUGUACAGUGGUUAGGGUGUCGUAGUCAUUCUUCAGCACAGUUCUUAAUUGGAGACCAAGAACCCUGGGCCUUUAGAGGUGGUCUAGCAGGAGAGUUCCAGCGUUUGCUGCCAAUUGAUGGGGCAAAUGAUCUCUUUUUUCAACCACCCCCACUGACUCCUACCUCCAAGGUGUAUACUAUCAGACCAUAUUUUCCUAAAGAUGAGGCUUCAGUGUACAAGAUUUGCAGAGAAAUGUAUGACGAUGGAGUGGGUUUACCUUUUCAAAGUCAGCCUGACCUUAUUGGAGACAAGUUAGUAGGAGGGCUGCUUUCCCUCAGCCUGGAUUAUUGCUUUGUCCUAGAAGAUGAAGAUGGCAUUUGUGGUUAUGCCCUGGGCACUGUAGAUGUGACCCCCUUUAUUAAAAAAUGUAAAAUUUCCUGGAUUCCCUUCAUGCAGGAAAAGUAUACCAAGCCAAAUGGUGACAAGGAACUCUCUGAGGCUGAGAAAAUAAUGUUGAGUUUCCACGAAGAACAGGAAGUAUUGCCAGAGACUUUUCUUGCCAACUUUCCUUCUCUGAUAAAAAUGGAUAUUCACAAAAAAGUAACUGACCCAAGUGUGGCCAAAAGCAUGAUGGCUUGUCUCCUGUCUUCACUGAAGGCUAAUGGCUCCCGGGGAGCUUUCUGUGAAGUGAGACCAGAUGAUAAAAGAAUUCUGGAGUUUUACAGCAAGUUAGGCUGUUUUGAAAUUGCAAAAAUGGAAGGAUUUCCAAAGGAUGUGGUUAUACUUGGUCGGAGCCUGUGACAUUUGUCGGCACCAUGAGCUGCCCAAAAGUCGAACUCCACCUUGUGAGUGGUGGUUGAGAUCACCCCCCGGUUCAGCUUCUGAGUGGCAACAAACGAUAGCCAAUUGGAUUGGAACAAAGACCACAGUGUAAAACUUACCGGCUCACUUUCACACUACUCCCUGAUUGGAAGAAGAUAGCAUUGCUGCAGGUCCUGUAUGAAACAGAGAUGCGGCCUCCUUUAUAGGGUGUGUGUCAGGUGCCACAACCUCUUACCUGGGAUUAUUUGGGGAGGGGUCUUCAAUAAAUGCAGUCAGCACAAUUUUUUGCAUCCAGUGUGGUUGCGUUUCUCCCCCAAGAGUAGUCAAAAUGACUUCUGCCACCCUCCUGGUUUAUUGAAUGAAAUGUCUCGUCUUCAGGGACAUGGCAGAGACGGGAACGAUUUGGUGGGUUUCAGAGGCUUUAGGGUGGAGAGAUUCCCAGUGGGAUGGUUGUGGCAUUAGUUUAAGCCGAAUAAACGAUUUUAAUUUUGGGCAGUUUUUCUGCUUUCUGUAAAGCCAUGGCCAAUUGUCUCCUGUAGUGACCAUUGGUUCUGGUUAUGUUGUGCUUUGUAGGGACAAAUGUGCAGUUGUGUGUGACAAAAGCCUAAAAUUAACAAACCUGUAAAUUUCUUUGUAUAUAAACUAGCUGUAACCUGACUAUCCUUUGUGUUUUCUGCUUUUGUAACUUUUUUUUCCUCUUGAAAAUGAAAGGGUGUUGGUUCAGGAUGGCACUUUCAAUAAUGUAAAUCAGUGGAAGUGGAUUUUCUUUACUUUUAUCUUUUGGUUUGGGGAUUUUUUUUUUUUUUUUAAGGUUUUAUUAUUUUUAAAGUGCCUCCCACCUAGGCCUAGGCCAUGUCCAUUUUGGGUACGAGAGCCUAAUUUUAUAGGUCUUAAUCUGUUGCAGAGUGCAGUCACUUACAGAAAUUAACCUCAGUAGCAAGUCAGCAUGUGAAGUGAGAUGUUGGUUUUGACAUCUGUCAAGCAGGGUUUGGGGACUGAGUGGUCCCAGUUACCCUUGGAUCAGUUGUCCUUUAAUCUCAAGACCUGUUAAUACUGGUUUUUAUUAAAUCAGAGUCUUUAAUUCUUGCAUGUUUGUAUCUAAUUUUUAAAAGAAUGAGCACACUUCGAUGAUUUAUAGUUACCAUUUUCUUUUAACCACGGAUUCUGAAAGCUUCAUGUGUUUAAUUUAGCAUUGAUGUUUUUAAGGGUUCUGAGCAUGAGGCUGUCCGUUAAUCUGCAGGAUUCUUUUUUUUCCAUCAUGGCUGGCUGACUUCUCUCUAGACUCAUAACAGUACCUUGAUAUCUUCCCUGCAGUUUUGCAUCAGCUGUUUAACUUUGAGCGGAGCGAGGGGAGAGCGGCGAGGAGAAGGAAGCUAGAGAAAUUUUCCUUCCAGAACUCCACCAUGUGGGCUUGAGAGGCAUAAAGCAUGUUCUUAAGUGGUCCUGGUGAUUUCCAGCCAAGGCCCGCGAUUGGGCCCUGGCCCACGGGAGAGAGCAAGGGGGGAAAGGAAGGGACCUUUGUUUUGAGGUCGAAGGGUGCGAAGCGUUGGAGGGCUGGAACGCAGUUGCGGUUUUGAGGCCGGAGCUAGGAAGAUCCCCGCCGAUGGAAGGCCGAGCGGGAGUCGGGGUGCGUCACCUUCGACCCCUGCGGACACUUCCGCCUUUCAUCUGCAGGGUUUCAGGGUCAGCCUCAUGGAAUCAGGAUUUUAGCAGGUUUGCUCUUGGUUUUUAUCUUGACUUUUAAUCACCUGGGCUGGUCUGCUCACAGGUGCUGACUGAAACGCGCCCACUUGGCGUCACUUGAGCCGAAAGAGCUCUGCUGUCCCGUGGUUAUGAGUCUGUAUUAAGGUUGGAAUGACAUUUCACCGACUGUCUAGAUCGCAGCUCAGUUCCUGUAGAAAACGAACUGUAAAACUCUGAAGACCAUGCAAGAGGCAAAAUAAAACCUGAAGUAAAAGCG